This is a messenger RNA of Staurois parvus, 549 nucleotides long. NCBI's taxonomy places the organism in Eukaryota, Metazoa, Chordata, Amphibia, Anura, Ranidae. The record is from the annotation of a GenBank genome assembly.
AUGGAGGAGAAGACAUAUUCCUGUCCGAGUGUGGGAAAUGUUUUUUCCAAGACAUCCAAUCUUUACACACAUCAGAGAUCUCACACUGGGGAGAAGCCAUUUUCAUGUCCUGAGUGUGGGAAAUGUUUUUCAAGGAGUAGUCUAUUCUUUUACAUUCAUCAGAGAUCUCACACGGGGAGAAAGCCGUAUUCCUGUUCUGUAGUGCGGGAAAUGUUUUUAUCACAGAAGUCCAAUCUUUAUGCACAUCAGCGAUUUCAUAACCAGGUGAGAAGCCUGCAUUAUUCUUGUCCUGAGUGCGGGAAAUGUUUUUCAGACAAGUCCGGUCUUUACAAACAUCAGAGAUGCCACACAGCGAAGAAGCCGGUAUUUUCCUGUCCUAUGUGUGGGAAAUGUUUUUCACAGAAGUCUGAUCUUUCCAGGCAUCAGAGAUUGCACACGGGGGAGGAAAGCCAUAUUCCUGUCCUGAUGAGGGAAAUGUUCCUCACUGAAGUCCUAUCUUCCUGUACAUCAGGGGUCCCACAUAACCCUCAAGGUGUAUCAGUGCCUUAA